This is a messenger RNA of Copidosoma floridanum, 2171 nucleotides long. RefSeq names its product putative ATP-dependent RNA helicase Dbp80 (gene Dbp80). The record is from RefSeq and is a predicted model, not a curated record. Gene Ontology annotation, molecular function: nucleic acid binding; ATP binding; RNA helicase activity. NCBI's taxonomy places the organism in Eukaryota, Metazoa, Arthropoda, Insecta, Hymenoptera, Encyrtidae.
AAAUAAUAAUCAAUUCCUGUACAUUGAAAUCUUGAAGAACAAUCAAUUAACUACUUGAAUUUAUCAGUCUAAAAGGGAGGACAGAAGAAAAAAGGCUCAAAAAUGAUGUUCAGGGACAAGAAGAGUCUCAUAAGAAUGGAGCAUUUAAUUUCACUAAAUCAGAGGGAUGAUCGGGAUGAUAUGCGGACAGCGGGACAGCGUUGGGUUAAGAGUUGGAACACAGGUUGACGCUAGCGCCGCACGACCUUGCGACGUUACCACGACCUACGUAACUUCACUUGCUGCCUUGCUGGCAGUGCUGCAGAAUUCAAGGGCUUGCAUUUGCACACACAAGGCUUGCUGUCUCUGAGUAUACUGCUGUUGUGAAAACAAGUGAUCCUUCAGCGUUAAAAUUUAAGUGACUGCAAGCUCUCCCGAGCACAUUUUAUACUUCAUUUGAAAAAGUAGCGUUUUUCUUUAAAAUUCCUAACCUUAUAUCCACGUAAUUACGUGGAUUUAGUGCGAAUAGACACAGCGUUUAUCAUUUGUCCGUCUAUUCAUGCGAGGAUGGAGUCUACAAAAAUUGAUUGGGGAAAAUACGUUGAGGACCAAGAGAAGCUGCUGACUACACAGCUAACGAAUCUGGAUGUUAAAUCGGAGGAAGAAAAGAAACCUGUACUCGCGGCUGCUGACGCGGAAAACAAACCAGCAACAGUUCAGGCCGAUGCGGACCAAGAUUCCAAUGCCGGGACGGACAAGGACAUCUCGGCUGCAGAGCAGUCGCUGUUACAGAAAAAGAUCAGGAAAGGCUUAAUCGAAACCAAGAACACGCCGGAAAUACAGAGGAAGAAUCCAAACUCACCACUGUACAGUGUCAAAAGCUUUGAGGCUCUCAAUCUAAAACCAGAGUUAUUAAAAGGAGUUUAUGGUAUGGGUUUCAAUACUCCUUCAAAAAUUCAAGAGACUGCCUUGCCAACAUUACUGGCUGAUCCACCUCAGAAUAUGAUUGCUCAGUCACAGUCUGGUACUGGAAAAACGGCAGCUUUUGUAUUAGCCAUGUUGAGUAGAGUUAAUGCAACAAAAAUGUAUCCACAAGUGCUGUGCCUGUCUCCAACGUAUGAAUUAGCCAUACAGACUGGGGAAGUUGCAGCAAAAAUGUCUAAAUUUUGUCCAGAAAUAAAAAUGAAAUACGCCGUGAAAGGAGAAGACCUGCCAAGAGGAACAAAACUCGAUGAUCACAUUAUCAUUGGAACUCCAGGGAAAGUUUUAGACUGGUCCAUCAAGUUCAAAUUUUUCGAUUUGAAAAAGAUCUCUGUAUUCGUCCUGGAUGAGGCUGAUGUGAUGAUUGAUACGCAAGGCCAUCAAGAUCAAUGCAUAAGAAUACACAAGCAACUGUCUCCCACAUGUCAAAUGCUGUUCUUUUCUGCUACUUAUGAGCCAGAAGUAAUGGAGUUUGCAGAGAUCAUUGUCAGCAACCCAAUCAUAAUACGAUUGCUGAAAGAAGAAGAGAGUUUGGACAAUAUCAAACAAUACUACGUCGAGUGUAGGGAUCUUGAUGGAAAGUAUCAAGCAAUCACCAACAUUUAUGGAGCCAUAAGCAUUGGACAAGCCAUCAUUUUCUGUCAUACAAGACAAACUGCCAACUGGUUGUCAGAAAAAAUGACAAAGGAUGGACACGCCGUGGCCAUACUCUCUGGCGAACAAACUGUCAAUGACAGGAUUGCCGUACUAGAUAGGUUCAGGGAAGGUUUAGAAAAAGUUUUGAUCACCACAAACGUUCUUGCUAGAGGCAUCGAUGUCGAACAAGUCACGAUUGUGAUAAACUUUGACUUGCCCAUGAAUCAACAUCGACAAGCUGAUUGCGAAACCUACUUGCACAGAAUAGGUAGAACGGGACGUUUUGGUAAGAGCGGCAUCGCGAUCAAUCUUAUUGAUACACCUCACUCGAUGAGAGUUUGCAAAAUCAUUGAACAACAUUUCAAGAAAAAAAUUGUCAAGUUGGAUUCAGAUGACACCGACGAGAUUGAAAAAAUUGGUGCUUAAGUGCCGGUCACUUCCAGACUAAAGAAUAACAGUGAUUUCUUAUAUUUAUAUUAAGGAUGAUAAGAUAUGUGUGUAAAAUGUAAAAGUUGGAGUUUGACAGAGCACUUUACCUUUUAAGAUACGAUUAAGUUUUGACUAAGGUAGCAAAG